AUUAACGUUUAUUCUUCAGAAAUCCGUUCAUUGGUAAUUUCAAGAACAAGUUACUACAUCUUACUACUGUUACAGCAAUCAAUCAGUGAAGACCAUUCAUUAAAACCGUCAAAAAUUAAUUAAAGUUCAAACUGUUCUUCUUGUGUGAUUGUUUAUGACAAUGGCAGGGAAAAUAAUUAACAUUUUCGAUCCCCCGUCUUCGGCAAGUUCAGAAAGUUCUAAAUUUAAAAAAACAAACGUAUCAAAUCUUCACGUGGCGAGCUAACCUACACCAAAAAUGAAUAUGCAUUUUCUUUAUUUAGUCAGCAUUUUAGUAAUAAAUCUAUUUGCAAAACCAAAAGCGAUGUUGCUGAAACUCAGGCGGAUUUUUCCGAAGUGUUUCCCGACUGUGAAGGGGAUGAAGAGAAAAGCGGCGAUUUUUACAACACUCCAGCAUCGCCUAUAACAGUUCCGUACUGUCCUAGGCCCCCAUCUACAGGGUCGCAGAAAUCCCCGAGGUCCCGUAGACAACGAACCACAUCACUGAACCAAUCUUCAAAGAAAUCAGCUGCAGAGUCGAUGAUACGCACGCAGCAUCGCACGAUCUACACAGCGGGCAGGCCCCCAUGGUACAACAGUGAAGGUCAAAAGGUAGAGCCUCUGAUCAUAGGGAUUUGUGGUGGAAGUGCCUCUGGGAAAACGACAGUAGCUGAGAAAAUAAUUGAGGCUCUGGGGGUGCCAUGGGUCACUUUACUCAGUAUGGAUUCGUUCUACAAAGUCCUAAAUGAAAAGCAACGCGAGAUUGCCAACAGAAACGAAUACAAUUUUGACCAUCCUGACGCUUUCGAUUUUGAUCUCUUAUUCAGCACUUUACAGAGAUUGAAAGAAGGGAGGAAAGUCGAGGUCCCGAUUUAUAAUUUCGUGACACAUGCACGUGAAAGUAGGACGAAAACCAUGUAUGGAGCAAACGUGAUAAUAUUCGAAGGGAUUUUCUCGUUUCACAACCUGAAAGUGCUGGAAAUGUUAGACAUGAAAAUCUUCGUCGACACCGACGCAGAUGUACGUCUAGUCCGUAGAUUAAGAAGGGACAUUAGUCAGAGAGGUAGAGACUUAGAUGGCGUCCUUAAACAAUACUGUGGUAUGGUUCAACCAUCUUUCAAUCAUUACAUCGCACCACUAAAAGUCCACGCCGAUAUAAUCGUACCAAGAGGCGGAGAGAACGAAGUAGCCAUCCAACUCAUAGUUCAACAUGUUCAUACGCAAUUGCAGUUGCGCGGGUUCAAACUGAGGGAAGAAUUGGCGCAAAUACAUGCCAGGUCUGGCCAACCUAGACCCGACACCCUAAAAUUGCUACCAACCACACCGCAAAUCAGGGGACUUCACACCUUCAUCAGGAAUAAAGACACACCCAGGGACGAGUUUAUUUUUUACAGUAAACGUCUCAUUCGGCUUGUGAUUGAGUAUACUUUAUCGUUGAUGCAAUUCAAUGAGAAAAUAGUAGAGACGCCCCAAGGUGUACAGUAUAAAGGGAAACGAAUGGCAACUGAUAAAAUCUGCGGCGUUUCGAUAUUACGAGCCGGUGAGACUAUGGAGCAAGCUGUGUGUGAUGUGUGCAAAGAUAUUCGUAUAGGAAAAAUUUUAAUUCAGACCAAUCUACAGACGGGAGAACCUGAGUUGUAUUAUUUAAGACUUCCGAAAGACAUUAAAGACUACAAAGUCAUAUUAAUGGACGCGACUGUAGCCACAGGAGCUGCAGCAAUGAUGGCAAUUAGAGUUCUGUUGGACCAUGAUGUUCCAGAGAGCAACAUACUUAUUGUGUCUUUACUUAUGGCAGAAUCUGGAGUAAAUUCAAUAGCAUACGCGUUUCCCAAAGUUCAAAUUGUUACCACCGCUAUUGAUCCGGAAAUAAACGAUAAGUUUUAUGUCCUCCCAGGUAUGGGGAAUUUCGGGGAUAGGUAUUUCGGAACUGAACCUUCAGACGAUUUGUUACUAUAGUUCCAAACUUAAUUACUUUGAAAUUCGCAACAAACUGAUAGGUAACUUUGGACAAUAUAUUUUAUUUCUUGGUGGUUCAUAUUUAUUUAAACUGUAGGUAUCUAUUUUACCGACUUGCCAUUGAUAAAAAGAUUACCAAUAUUGUUAUCAGCAGUACUUAAUGCUUAUAAGGCUGUGUUUACUAGUUAUUUAAUUGUUUAAAAAUUACUACAUAAAGUCAACGUUCGUUCCUUCAUAUAAUAUGUAAAGAAUCAUUGGAAACAAUCUUUAGAGUGCACCAUUUUAUCAUGGGUGCAGGCAUAGUUGGCUAGUAUUUUUUAAACCAAAUCUGUAUUAUAAUGAUUUUAUAACUGUAUUUAAAUUGUGAGAAUAAAACUGCACAUUGAA
Molecule: messenger RNA, 2361 nt
Organism: Tribolium madens (black flour beetle)
Lineage: Eukaryota; Metazoa; Arthropoda; Insecta; Coleoptera; Tenebrionidae
Product: uridine-cytidine kinase-like 1
Exons: 8
Coding region: 559-1974 (471 amino acids)
Cellular component (GO): cytoplasm
Molecular function (GO): kinase activity; ATP binding
Source: RefSeq, a predicted model, not a curated record